This is a messenger RNA of Rotaria sordida, 642 nucleotides long. NCBI's taxonomy places the organism in Eukaryota, Metazoa, Rotifera, Eurotatoria, Philodinida, Philodinidae. The record is from the annotation of a GenBank genome assembly.
AUGGGUAAAAGAAAACGCUCUAACUUCAAUCAAUGUAAAUAUUGGCUCGAAGACUCGGAACAUUUCGAUGACAAGUCCAGCGACGAAGAUACCAAUGUAAAUCAUGAUUCUGAAGAUGCGGAAAUACCUUCUACUCUUCAAGAUACUUCUGAUGAAUCAGAUGAUGGUAUGGUUGAAAAGGAUUCAGGUGAUGAAUCUGAUGAAAAUAGUAUUGAUACCGAAAGUAUGAGUGACGAGGAAUCACCUAGACGUCGAGCAAAACUUAAAUCACAAGUUAAACCAACACCGGUUAAAAUAUUUUCUUCAAAAUCAUGUCGACAAUGGACAUCGAAAGAACCUCCCAAGAAAAAAGUUCCAAUUGCUAAUAUCUUGCGACAGCGAACUGGUGUUGGUCGACCAGCAGCAGAUAUACAAACUCUGAAAGAAGCAUUUCAACUUCUGAUCACUCAGGAAAUGGUUCUUCUUUUGAUCAAAGAAACCAACCGACGAGCGCAUCUACUCUUAGAACGAUGGAGUGAAGAAAACCCUAAUGAAAAAAGUCAAUGGAGAGACACAGACCUUGAAGAAAUGUGGGCUUUCAUUGGGCUAUUGCUCCUCGCAGGUGUUCAUCGAGCAAAAAAUGAAACUCUGGAUGAACUAUGA